CCUCUUUCAUUAAAGUAGUUGGGAAAUGUGAGCCCGCCCCCUUUCAGGAGUAAAACCGAUUAUUUCUCCUCGCGCUAAGAGAGGGUGAGGGAGAGACUCGACCAGGAUUGUGGGAGCGAUCAGAAACAGCCCUCACAACAUCAUCAGCUACAGACGUCCACGGCUUUAACCGUCCCAUUCCUUUCGCCGACACAUCACUGGAGACCAAGCAACCAUCCUCACUGUCCUCAAAUACACUUUCAGACGAGAGACCGACUAGUUUUUUGUUGUUGUCAUUUUAGACACAAAUAGGCGACUUUUCGGCACGGUUCUUUUUCAUGUUGCGUUCCUGCCCGUGCUGGAUUUAAGUGCGUCUUUGCGAAGUCCAUCCUUGGCACGCAACGGCUUCCUCAACGCUGUCAUUCGGCCGGACGACACAGCCGGAGACUGCCUGUGGUAUCUCGCACUUACCGGACAGAUUUCAUGCAUAAUAAAAUACGGAUGCUGGAAUCUUUGAAUUGAUCGGAGCAAGUAAAGAAGAAGAAAGAGCAGUUUGAGGAAAGGCAGAAGAAGAGCGAGGGAAGAAAGCGUAACGUUCUUUAGGGAGAGGAGAGAAGAAAAGGACGGGACGAUGGGGAGGAAAAAGAUUCAGAUCACGCGGAUUAUGGAUGAACGCAACAGACAGGUGACAUUUACGAAGAGGAAGUUUGGCCUGAUGAAGAAGGCGUAUGAGCUGAGCGUGCUGUGUGACUGUGAGAUCGCCCUCAUCAUCUUCAACAGUACCAACAAGCUGUUCCAGUAUGCCAGCACCGACAUGGACAAGGUGCUGCUCAAGUACACGGAGUACAACGAGCCCCACGAGAGCAGGACCAACUCUGAUAUCGUGGAGACGUUGAGAAAGAAGGGUCUAAACGGCUGUGACAGCCCUGACCCCGACGCAGACGACUCGGUCGGCCACAGCCCCGAGUCUGAGGACAAGUACAGGAAAAUAAAUGAAGACAUUGAUCUGAUGAUCAGCAGACAGAGACUGUGUGCAUUAAGCAAGAAGGAGAACAAAGGUGGCGAGAGCCCGGAGCUCGAGUCUGCUCUCACCCUCACCCCGCGCACUGAGGAGAAAUAUAAACAGAUAAACGAGGAGUUUGAUCAUAUGAUCAAAACUUAUAAGAUACCUCAGGGUGUGCCCCCCUCCAACUACGAGAUGCCGGUGUCCAUCCCCGUUAGCAACCAGAACAGUCUCAUCUACAGCCACCCAGGAGGUUCCCUAGGCAACCACAACCUGCUGCCCCUGGCACAGCACAUGCAGAGGACCAGCAUGUCCCCCGGUGUCACACACAGACCUGCCAGUGCAGGUGGCCUCAUGGGUGCUGACCUCACCACUGGUGCGGUUACCAGUGCUGGCAACGGCUACGGGAACCACCACCGUAACUCGCCCGGUCUGCUGGCCUCUCCGGGUAGCAUGAACAAGAGCAUGCAGGCCAAGUCUCCCCCACCCAUGAACCUGGGCAUGAACAACCGCAAGCCAGACCUGCGCGUGCUCAUCCCCCCAGGAGCCAAGAACAACAUGCCCUCCAUGAACCAGAGAAUAAACAACUCCCAGUCAGCACAGUCAUUGGCCACCCCUGUGGUUUCAGUAGCAACGCCCACCCUACCAGGACAAGGCAUGGGCGGUUACCCAUCAGCCAUCUCCACUUCAUACGGUACUGAAUACUCGCUGAGCAGUGCAGACCUAUCCUCCCUGUCCGGCUUUAACAGUGGUAGCUCCCUCCACCUGGGCUCCAUGAGCGGUUGGCAACAACAACACCUCCAGAACAUGCAGCAUUCGGCCCUCAGUCAGCUAGGAAAUUGCAAUAGCAAUCACUUAUGUCAGAGUUCAAAUCUCUCCAUGCCUUCUGCUCAAAGCCUGCACAUCAAGUCCGAACCUGUUUCUCCUCCUAGAGAUCGCACCAGUAGCACGCCGUUGUGCUACGGCAUCCAUCAGCAACAUAACCCGUCGUCCCGCCAGGACUCGGGCCACUCCCCCGUCGACAGCCUGAGCAGCUGCAGCAGCUCCCACGAGGGCAGCGACCGGGACGAGCAUAGGAACGAGUUCCACUCUCCACUGGGACUGUCUCGGCCCGCCAUGGACGAGCGCGAGAGUCCCUCGGUCAAACGUGUGCGCCUGUCCGAAGGGUGGGCCACAUGAUAGCCCAGCGUUGGCCGUUGCCCAAGCCCUGCGACGUAAUGAUUGCCUCGACACCAUCGCCCUCUGUAUCACCACGCGACACGUCACUCACCUCCAGACCCCGUGCUCUCUCUCUUUUUCUCUCUCUCUCUGUUUCAUUGGAGGAAGGGGGGCACGCUUUUCUAAAUUGAACUGUAAUGUUUUCUUUUUGCGGAGUAUGUGUGCUAUACAUAUUGAAGUUCUAUAAAGCAGUGGGGAUGGGACUGGUGAUCCAAGAAAAAAUUGGUGUUGGUUGGGGUUAGGGAUAUUUUUGGUGGGGAGCUAUGCAUUAUUUGUGCCGUGUGAGAAAAAAAUGAUGCAUAUAUAUUUACACGUGUGUGUAUGUGUAAAUAUAUGCAUAUCAACAAAUAAACAACAAAAAAGUCAGGUACUCUGUUUUGUAAAAGUACUUACAACUUGCCUCCGUGAUAAUCAGUGACUAGAGGAAAAUUGAGAGCAUAUGUUGCUGAGCGAACAGCCUAGCACUUGAGUUGGUCAACAUUGGUCAAGUUGGUCAACAUGUGUACAGAGUCAAUUGCAUUGCUACCUUUCUCCGUAGUUCUCCCUUGCAAAAUGUAUGUUACGAUAGAUGAUGUCAUGUUGCAGGUUCAACGUAUUUAUGUAAAUAGAGGGGGCAGGGGCAAAGGGGAGGGGUCAAACGUGGCUAUACAUUACAGAUGAUUCAUAUACAAAAUGAAAGAUAAUAUGCAACAUUUGAAGGAUUGUACAGGUAUACCCCGCAGGCCCAUUGGUAGAUGUGAGGAACCAAGAUGAGAGAACCCAUGCUAAACAAAAAGCUCCUCAUCAAACACGGAGCACAUUGAUAGGACCAUCCUUUUACCCAAGAGCCAUGUUAGUUGAAUCAAGAAACCCUGGGUCUUGUAUGAAAUAUUCAGUAAAAAAAAAACUAUUGUACGAUAGACUUGCUUAUAUUUUCAUAUGAAAGGAAUACAAUGCAAAGCAAUUUUGUGGCUUUUUGUAGUUUCUAUAAGCCAGAAUGUGUUUUUUGAUAGCUUUGCUAAUAUAAGACGGAUAGUCCGAUGAGAAAUUUAAAAACCCUAAGCCAUGAAAACAGACUGAGAACCCAUGCUUAGCUGAACUGUUUUCUCUUUCUAGAGGUUUCGUUUUUAAACGUGUUUCUAAUUAUAUAUAAUAAUGAUAAUAUUAAGAAUCUUAAAAAAAUAAAAAUAAAAAAAAUCUGUGAAAUUAACAUGCUUGUGUAUAGCUUUCUAAUAUAUAAAUAUAUAUAAUAAUGUUUUUUCUUUUCUUUCUUAGUGGAGUUUUCUAUGUGCAAUUGCACAUAUUGUCUGUUUUUUUGUUUUAUUUGAGCCUGGGACAGUGCUGUUCAGAGGCGUAUUUAGUCUAACCUUGAGAACCAGUUGAACAGAGUUGCGUUUGUGAGUAAAUUCAGAAAGAUAGAUCUCUCUGCUGACAAACAACAUAUUUGUGGAAACUGUGUGGGGAUUGGAACUUGGGGUUAAUGCCCAUGCAGGUGACAUGUGUCAUGCCAAAUGAACGUUUUUGACAUCACCCAUGAUGGCCCCUCUGUGCAUGUGUCAUGAUACUCACAGUUUCUACAACAAUAUCCACCAACAUCCUCUUUGAUGGGACUUUGACCCCUGUAAUUCUGUAUAUUUUGAACAUUUUAUUUCCUCUUUUCACUGCAAAUCCUUUGCCAAUUAUUACAACGAGACCCCAAACUUGUGUGCAGGACACCACACAAGUCCAGAUGACAAUAUUUAUUUGAAAGUUCCAAAUUGUAUUCGUGUCAAAUGAUCAAGCUGUUGAGUAUAUCGGUGGUCUAUUGUUAAUCACAAGGAGUUGUGUCAUAUUUGACCCCACUCGGUACAAUCACCAGCUCAGUGUUCCACAACCUCCUCAGCAGUGUUAACAUGAAGCAUUCAAACAAGAUGUUGUAGGAAAAAAUGUACAUGCUGGUUUGGGAGAAGUACAACAGUGGAUUUCAGACAAAUAUAUAUAUAUAUAUAUAUAUAUAUAUAUAUAUAUAUAUAUAUAUAUAUAUAUAUAUAUAUAUAUAUAUAUUAUUAUUUUUUAACAUGAAACUAGUCACAUUUCUCUCUGCCUCUCACUCCUCAGUCUGUUGUCACUCAAGUGUUAUGGUAUUUCUAUGUGCAUAUUUCAUGCGAGUUCACUAUGUUGUUACUGUAUACAGUCUGUGUAGUCAGAAACAGGGGCAGAGCCUCUAACGUGUUCUUUCUUUUUUUUAUUCAAUACAAAUGGUUAAAAAAACAAACAUGAUAUUUCAGGCAGCAUAUGUGUGGAAAACCAAAGCCAGUGGCAUUUCUGUGUUGUAAUAUUAUUCAACUUUAAUUUUCACGUUCAUUUAUGGUUAUUGCAAGCAUUGGAGAAGAAAAAAAAACAAUAAAAGCAUUUGCUCAAAAUGUAGAA
Salvelinus fontinalis (brook trout) is the source of this 4588-nucleotide messenger RNA. RefSeq names its product myocyte-specific enhancer factor 2C-like. The record is from RefSeq and is a predicted model, not a curated record. The coding region runs from base 611 to 2161 and encodes 516 amino acids. NCBI's taxonomy places the organism in Eukaryota, Metazoa, Chordata, Actinopteri, Salmoniformes, Salmonidae. Gene Ontology annotation, molecular function: histone deacetylase binding; protein dimerization activity; RNA polymerase II cis-regulatory region sequence-specific DNA binding. Gene Ontology annotation, biological process: cell differentiation; heart development; positive regulation of transcription by RNA polymerase II. The transcript is spliced from 11 exons.